UCGUCCACCGUUCACUCCGCGGUGGUGAGUUCCCUUCAAGGGAGUGAAGAAAGCCCUCCCACAACCAGGAUGUUGUCUUCGGCCGCACUGUGCCAAACUGGAGCCUGGAGAGUUGGGACCACGACUCAGUGGCGAUUUAUGAGGGACAGGAGAUGCUGGUUGGCACGUUUACCAGAAUGUUUCUCUUUCCCAAAGACCAGAAGCACGAGUCCUUCUCUUCCCUGCUCCUCCUCAAGCCAUUACCGAGGCUUUAGUGCCUCUGCUGCUAGUCGCAACUCUUCAUCAUCACCUCAUCAGAAAACCCCGUCCUACAGCUAUGUCGUCGUUGGCGCCGGGUCGGCGGGCUGUGUCCUCGCCAACCGUCUCUCAGAAGAUGCCCAUGAGUCUGUGCUGCUGCUGGAGGCUGGGCCCAAGGACAUGUUGCUAGGCAGCAUACGGCUGUCAUGGAAGACGCACAUGCCGGCUGCACUGACCUACAACCUCUGUGACGACAAGCAUAACUGGUCCUACAACACUUUACCGCAGGCCCACAUGGACAACCGGGUGUUGUACUGGCCGAGGGGUCGUGUGUGGGGCGGGUCCUCCUCGCUCAACGCCAUGGUUUACAUCCGCGGACACGCCGAAGAUUACAACCGCUGGCAGAGAGAGGGGGCAGAGGGCUGGGACUAUGAACACUGUCUGCCGUACUUCAGGAAAGCUCAGUGGCAUGAGCUCGGAGAAAAUAGGUAUCGAGGUGGUAGUGGACCUCUUCAUGUGUCCAGAGGGAAGACCAGCCACCCCCUUCACAAGGCUUUUAUUGAGGCGGGACAGCAGGCGGGAUACCCCUUCACUGAGGACAUGAAUGGACACCAACAGGAAGGCUUGGGCUGGAUGGAUAUGACCAUUCAUAAAGGGAAGAGGUGGAGCACAGCCAGCGCCUACCUGAGGCCGGCCCUGGGUCGACCCAACCUGAAGACAGAAGUGCGCUGCCUCACCUCCAAGAUCCUGUUUGAUGGAAACCGUGCCGUGGGAGUUGAAUACAUACAGAAGGGACAGAAGAAGAGGGUGUUUGCAGAUAAAGAGGUGAUAUUGAGCGGAGGAGCCAUCAACUCCCCUCAGCUUCUCAUGCUGUCUGGGGUGGGAAACGCUGACGACCUACAACAACUCGACAUCCCUGUGGUUCAGCACUUGCCAGGUGUUGGCAGUAACCUGCAGGAUCAUUUGGAGCUGUACAUCCAGCAGCAGUGCACUCAGCCCAUCACCCUGUACAAGGCACAGAAACCUUUCCACAUGGUCAAGAUAGGCCUCGAGUGGCUCACCAUGUUCACGGGUUACGGAGCAACAGCCCACUUGGAAAGCGGGGGGUUCAUCCGCAGUCGGCCCCAUGUCACUCACCCCGACAUCCAGUUCCACUUCCUGCCCUCGCAGGUCAUUGACCACGGAAGAGUUGCCUCUAAGCUAGAGGCCUAUCAGGUUCAUGUGGGACCAAUGAGAAGCACCAGUAUCGGCUGCAUGAAGCUGAAGAGCACCAACCCUCUGGAUCACCCGAGUCUCCAGCCCAACUAUCUCUCCACUGAUGCCGACGUGUGGGAGUUCAGAGAGUGUGUUAAACUCUCCAGAGAGAUUUUUGCUCAGAAGGCCUUCGAUCCAUUCCGCGGCACCGAAGCCCUGCCGGGUCCUCAGGUCCAAUCCGACGCCGACAUCGACGCUUUUGUCCGCCGAAAGGCCGACAGCGCCUACCAUCCGUCCUGCACCUGCAAGAUGGGCUCGCCCUCCGACCCGAUGGCGGUCGUUGACUCCAACACACGGGUUUUGGGUCUCGAGGGGCUGCGUGUGGUCGACGCCUCCAUCAUGCCCAGCAUCGUCAGCGGCAACCUGAACGCGCCGACCAUCAUGAUGGCAGAGAAGGCUGCCGACAGCAUCAGGGGUCGGCCUACUCUCGUCGACGCGGGGGUUCCCGUGUACCAACCACCAACGCUCGACACUCAGAGAUGAACAGCGAUCCAGACUGGAGGGUGAUGUGUUGUCAGUCAUUAGGCAACAGCAGCAGUGAGCAGCUGGUUAGGAGGAUCUUUCAUCUCUCAACUAAAGUGAGUGUGUGUUUUCUUAAUUUUGAAUACUGGUGAAUUUUAACAGUUUACAUCUGAGGUUCGGUUUUACAAAGAUUAUAUAGAACCAGUGGUCGUGUUCUCCCAGCCACACAGCAGUCUUAACUUUACAUUAACUGACUUUCUGAACCAGUUGUUGGUGUUUGUGUUUGAACUCACUUUAACUUCAUCCAGUAUUUCUUGAACCAGCUACAGUGAUUUUAGAACUCUUGCAUUAAUAUUCCUCUGACAUUUUGAUGAUACUCUGUUAUCCUGAGGUAAAGUGAAAUCCAACACAGCACACGGCGUGUUUUGAAUCCAUCUCAAGUUUUAAAAAAAGGGACAUUUUUAAUAAUCACGGGACAGUAAGUUGUUUUCUGACUGACGAUCAGCCGUCUGCUUUGUUACCCCAGCAGGCUCAGCAGUAAGUUUGGUUAUUUAUCUGCUCUAGCCAAUUAUCACCAUGGUAACAUGCCUCUUCCUUCCUGCAAAUGUGCAGAUUCAACAUUUUGUUUGCUGUCAACAUUGUCAUUAUAAAAAGCAAAAUACUUUUAGUAAAAAAGUAGAAAUUUAGCUGACAACAAAUGUCAAUAGUUCAUUUAUAAUUUCCUCAGUAUGAACUCUAUUCACAUCUGGUGCUGAGACUUGAGCCUGUGGUUGUAAACCAGAUAUGAUAACCAGAUGUGAUUACCAGAUGUGUUUCACGUGUAAAGAGAAAAGCACACAGCUCAUAGAUCUGGCAUCAGUUAAAACAAAAAGACUCACACAUGUACGUCACAAGCAGAGAACAUCUUUCCUUCUUCUACUCCACUAUUUGUUCUAGAUUUCAUCAGUGGGCUCUUCAUGAAGCAGAUAAAGGAUCAAUCUGUUUAAAUGCUUUAGAUGAAAACUGAUCUUCCUGAUGUGGGAAAUUUGUCACUUUGGUUGAUCAAGUUUUUCAGCUCCAAGCUUUUAGCUGCUUUAGGUUCAGUCUGCUGCAGUAGCAAUAAAUGAAAAUGAUAUCUCUGAAUAUAUGAAAUCCUGCUAAUAUAGAUAUUGUCAAAAAACUCUCUAUAUGUAACAUGUACACUAAAAACUUUAACUAAAUGUAGGUGAAAAAAUAAUUGCACAUUUAUUUCUAUGUUUACAAAGAAGCUUGAUUGUGUUGAACUGACCAGAUAAAAUGAAGUAUAUAACACCACAGCAGCCUAAGAGAUAAUGUGACCAUAUCUAUACAGUGGUGUUAUAACUAGUGUGGAUCAAGUUCUAGAAUCAGCUUCACUGAAAAUCUUAAAUUCAUACAUGAGGUAUUAAAUUCAUGUUUUAUGAUGUCUGCUCUAAUGGAAACAGCAAUGUGUUCAAAUAAUGUCUAAUAGUCUUAUUAAGCUUUGCACUACGCUAUGAAGAAUCUAACUGACGAUAAUUGUUUACAUUAUAUAGUGUUGCACAAAGUUGAUUUGUGUUUAAAUAAUUUUCAUGUAUAUUAAUGAAAGAUCACGAAGGGACAUUAAUUGUGAAAAUUCACACAGUAUUAUGUUUGCAUGUUUUUUUUGUGUGGUUUGUACUAUAAGCAAACGUCCUGACUUUGUCCUCAUUUCAUUCAGACUUUAUUUAGUCCUUAAAAAAAAAUCCUUGACAGGUUCAUUGUCAUUUCAGGCAAGAAGUAAAACGUACAAAACUGGGUUUGUGUUUACAUUGGUACAAAAGGUACGAGUACGUUUGCUACAAAGUAGACAGAGCUAUGUUUGUUUUUUAAUUUUCAUACAACAAUUGGGUAGAAAGCAGAAAUCUUCAAGUUCAUCACUGACUUUUUACAAACAACUGUACAGAUUUUACACAUCAUCGUUGUCGUUUCAUAAUCAUCUGCAAAAAAUUCGAGCAGUACAAAAAAAUAAAGCUGUCAGUUGCACAACAA
Molecule: messenger RNA, 3960 nt
Organism: Limanda limanda (common dab)
Lineage: Eukaryota; Metazoa; Chordata; Actinopteri; Pleuronectiformes; Pleuronectidae
Gene: chdh
Product: choline dehydrogenase
Exons: 10
Coding region: 70-1974 (634 amino acids)
Cellular component (GO): mitochondrial inner membrane
Molecular function (GO): flavin adenine dinucleotide binding; choline dehydrogenase activity
Source: RefSeq, a predicted model, not a curated record